AUGGCGGCGCAGUUGACGGUGCUGAUGCGGCGGGAGAAGCGGGAGGCGACGGGGGGAAGCAGCGCGCGGACAGAGGCUCCUCAAUGGCCGCGGGUCGAAAGGCGCAGCUUGGCGUCUGGCGGCGACCGCGCCCACGAGGUGGCGGCGCAUAGGAACGGCGCGCGGGCAGGAGGAGUGGCGCGAGAGGAGGCGUGGGGUGCAGGGGGAGAAGAGAGGGAGGGGAAAGGAGAGAGAGGAGUGCGGGAAGGGAGAGAAGGGAGAGAAGGCCAGGCACUGGCUUUUACUGGUGCGAGUGGUUGGAGCGCAGCAGCAGCAGCAGCGACUUCCUCUUUCGCAGCUGCCUUGGAUCGUCGCUCCCUAGGCCCUCUCAGGGCGUUCUACACAGCGAUUCAGCUGGGCUCGCAGCAGCAGGCGCUGCAGGUGGGGGUGGCAACAGCAGCAGCCAUGAUUGCCGUGCCCUGCCUCUGCGCCUCCUGCGCUGUCUCCGGCCGCCUCUCCCCUCCCUCCAUCCCUGCUGCUCCCAACGCCCCGACCCCCAGCCCACCAUUCGCGGUACCCCUCAGCACCACAGCAGCCAUCAUCCCCCCACCAUUCGCAGUACCUCUCAGCACCACAGCAGCCAUCAUCCCGUGCAUAUCUCCUGACAAGUGCCAGCUGCUUGGGAACGGCUUUGGCUGCUCACUAGUCAACGCCACCGACCUCUCCUGCCAGUUCAACCUGCCUCUGCUCUCGGGGGGCGCCCUGGGGGGAAGUCUCGUGGGCACUGUCGUGCAAGACGUGGUGCUGCUGCCGGGGGGAGUGGGGGAGGGAGGUGGCUUGUCUCAGUCUCCAGGCCUUAUCUUAUCAUUGUCCACACUGGCUUCCCCUCCUCUCAAACCCCCCUCUCCUCCCCCUCCAUACAUAUUACCCUCCCAUUUUCUCGUUCCUCCCUUUUCCUCCCUUUCCCCUCCCUUUUCCCUCCCCCUCCCCUCCCCUCCCCUCCCUUUUUCCUCCUCUCCCUCUUCCCUCAGCUGUGCACAGCAGGACGGGGAGGCAUCAGCCCUCUCCUCCUCUCUCUACCCCGAUGGCCUCCUCUCCCUCUCCCGCUCAGCCACCUCCCUCCCCUCGCAACUCGUCGCCCCUUUCCCCGCCUCCCCUGCUGCCGCAGCAGCUGAGGGUUACCCUGGGGGAGGGGGAGAAGGAUGGGGAGGAGCAGCAUCAGCAGCGCAAGAAUCCCUAGCACGUCAUGUGAGCAUUUACUCGUUGACGCCUUCCUAUCCUUCAUUCCUAUGUUUACUCAAGUGUGCGGACCUGGUUUACAUUGCGCACAACUGGAACGUUGUGCGCAAUUGGUACAACAAGGAUGGGGCCAGCACGGUUGUGCCCGGGAACAUCCCGGAUGCCCCUAUCCCCCACGGCUACAACAUGGACGAGGAGGAGGAGGAUGACCUGCUGGGGGGGGAAGGAGAUGAUGCAGUGCUGGCGGAUGAGUAUGGGGAAGGGGUGGUGGUGGAAAAGCCCCGCAAGGAAAUAGGCUCAUCGCUGCAGGUGGCAGCACAGCCACUGCCGCUGCCAGGCAUGACAUGGGAGUCGGUGCCAGAGCAGGGCCGGGGAGCUGUCAUCAGCUCCUCUGCGCCCCUCACUGCUCUGCCCCCCACCGCUUACAAUGCCUUUGUCAAACAGGUGCUGCUGCUGGUACCCGGUGCGAAGCUCACAGCCACAGCACCGCCCACCCUGCCAGUGCAGCUGGACUGCUACGACCUGCCUGCCACUGUCAACAUCUCCUCCCGCGCAGCGCUCUUGGCCUCCUUCCCUCUCGCCCGCCUGGACUUCACCAAUGGAGCCUUCUGGUGGUUACCACCGGACACGUAUCUCCUGCUGCCCGACCCAGCAGCCCUGCCCAGGACAGUGUGUUUCGCGCUGCAGAAGACAUUGACCAACACUCCCCACACCAUCAUUGGAGCGCCCUGGCUGUUCAACAAGCAUGUCUACUUCAACAACGUUGCUUCCCGCAUUUCAUGGGCCGACAUGAACUGCACAACGUCCCAGCCACUCAAGUACAAGUGGAACAAAACACCCCCGCCUCCCUCCCCCAGUCCCCCCUUCCCCCCUCCUCCCAGUAGCCCUCCCCCUCGUCCCCCCUUCCCACCCCCGCUUCCCCCACCCUCUCCCCCUCCGUUUCCUCCCCCUAUUCCCCCGCCGCUUCCUUCCCCCCCUCCCCCUUCCCUACCUCCGCCUCCUCCCCCUUCUCUUCCCCCUCCUGCCUCCCCACCUUCCCCUCCCCCUGCGCCCCCUCCUGCCCCUCCUCCUGCCCCUCCUCCUGCCCCUCCUCCUGCCCCUCCCCCUGCGUCACUUCCCCCUUCUCUUCCCCCACCCGCCCCACCUCCUGCUCCCCCUCCCUCACCUCCCCCUUCUCCCCCACCCCCUCUCCCACCGCCAUCCCUCCCUCCAACCAUCCCCCCUAUUCCCCCACCUCUUUCCCCUCCAUCUCCCCCCCCACCGUCCCCCUCGCCUGCUCCCCCGCCUGCUCUUCCCCCUGCCCCUCCUCCCGAAACCCCAGUGAUUCCCCCCCUCGAAACUCCCCCUGUCAUGCCCCCAAUCCUCCCCCCGAUUCCUCCCCCCGAGCCCCCCCCUUCCCCCAACCCCCCAGCAUCUCCACCCCCACAAUCCGAACCUCCCACCGCCGCCCCUCCUCCCGAGCCUGCAUACGCACCUCCUCCCGAACCACCAGCCUCACCUCCGCCCACCGAACCUCCCCCUUCACCACCCCCUCCCGAACCUGAAACCCCCGCGGACUCCAACUGCCCUCCCGAACCCAGCUUGUGCGGUUUCAUCCUUGGAGGUUCGGAAACCACCGUACCUCGCAUCACGCUACAGCAGCUGCUGGAUCCAGGCUCGGCAGAUGGACUAACCACAGUGACUAUAGCUCCGACAGAGGUCAACACAGGGGAGAGCGGUGGGGGGGAGACUAACGGAGGGGGGGAUAACGGGGGAGGGGAUAGCGGAGGGGGAGUACGAGUGGUGGUGAUUAAUGUGGGCUCAGCAGAGAUCAUAUGUGGGGAUGGAGUGGAGGACAAGACAACAGCAGCAGCUACUAACGCUUUUUUCUUCCAAAGCAAUGUGAGUGACAGAGUGUGGGUGAGACUUGCUGCUCUCUCUGCAAAAACUCCUGUUAUAUGUAUCUUUCCCAUUGUGCAUGCCUCUCCCAUCCUGCAUGCCGCUCCCAUCGCACAUGCCGCUCCCAUCGCACAUGCCUCUCCCAUCGCACAUGCCGCUCCCAUCGCACAUGCCUCUCCCAUCGCACAUGCCUCUCCCAUCGCACAUGCCUCUCCCAUCGCACAUGCCGCUCCCAUCGCACAUGCCUCUCCCAUCGCACAUGCCGCUCCCAUCGCACAUGCCGCUCCCAUCGCACAUGCCGCUCCCAUCGCACAUGCCGCUCCCAUCGCACAUGCCUCUCCCAUCGCACAUGCCUCUCCCAUCGCACAUGCCUCUCCCAUCGCACAUGCCGCUCCCAUCGCACAUGCCUCUCCCAUCGCACAUGCCGCUCCCAUCGCACAUGCCUCUCCCAUCGCACAUGCCUCUCCCAUCGCACAUGCCGCUCCCAUCGCACAUGCCUCUCCCAUCGCACAUGCCUCUCCCAUCGCACAUGCCUCUCCCAUCGCACAUGCCUCUCCCAUCGCACAUGCCUCUCCCAUCGCACAUGCCUCUCCCAUCGCACAUGCCUCUCCCAUCGCACAUGCCGCUCCCAUCGCACAUGCCGCUCCCAUCGCACAUGCCUCUCCCAUCGCACAUGCCGCUCCCAUCGCACAUGCCGCUCCCAUCGCACAUGCCUCUCCCAUCGCACAUGCCUCUCCCAUCGCACAUGCCUCUCCCAUCGCACAUGCCGCUCCCAUCGCACAUGCCUCUCCCAUCGCACAUGCCGCUCCCAUCGCACAUGCCUCUCCCAUCGCACAUGCCUCUCCCAUCGCACAUGCCUCUCCCAUCGCACAUGCCUCUCCCAUCGCACAUGCCUCUCCCAUCGCACAUGCCUCUCCCAUCGCACAUGCCUCUCCCAUCGCACAUGCCUCUCCCAUCGCACAUGCCUCUCCCAUCGCACAUGCCUCUCCCAUCGCACAUGCCUCUCCCAUCGCACAUGCCUCUCCCAUCGCACAUGCCUCUCCCAUCGCACAUGCCUCUCCCAUCGCACAUGCCUCUCCCAUCCCACAUGCCUCUCCCAUCGCACAUGCCUCUCCCAUCGCACAUGCCUCUCCCAUCGCACAUGCCUCUCCCAUCGCACAUGCCUCUCCCAUCGCACAUGCCUCUCCCAUCGCACAUGUCUGCGCACCUGCGUGUAUCAGCUUUCACACAACAUGA
Closterium sp. Naga37s-1 is the source of this 4332-nucleotide messenger RNA. The record is from the annotation of a GenBank genome assembly. NCBI's taxonomy places the organism in Eukaryota, Viridiplantae, Streptophyta, Zygnematophyceae, Desmidiales, Closteriaceae.